This is a messenger RNA of Populus trichocarpa (black cottonwood), 2340 nucleotides long. RefSeq names its product 9-cis-epoxycarotenoid dioxygenase NCED2, chloroplastic. The coding region runs from base 170 to 1969 and encodes 599 amino acids. The transcript has a single exon. Lineage: Eukaryota; Viridiplantae; Streptophyta; Magnoliopsida; Malpighiales; Salicaceae. Gene Ontology annotation, molecular function: carotenoid dioxygenase activity. The record is from RefSeq and is a predicted model, not a curated record. Gene Ontology annotation, biological process: carotene catabolic process. Gene Ontology annotation, cellular component: chloroplast stroma.
UCACUCCCUCCCUUCCUGGUCUCUCUCGCACAACUCCUUGUUUCUUUGAACCAAACGCAAACAAGACCGCACUCGCAUCCCAACAAGGUAGCGCACCAAAAGAAAGAAUACCCUCCUCCUUACGCCAAUCACAGUUAUAGCUCAAACAACUUUGCCAAAAUAGAGAAACAUGGCUUCAACAGCAACAGCAGUGCCUUCAACCUUGGGCUCCUCGUCAUUUUCGUCUUCUUUAAACAGGCCUGGUAGAAAGCCCAAUGUCAACAUCAAUUGCUCACUCCAAACUCCUUCCAUUCUCCAUUUCCCAAAGCAAUCCACUGCGUGCACACCAUCUACUACUAUCCCCAAUCCCACCACCAGACACCCAAAACAAAACACGCCCUCUCCUGUUGUGGUUGUGCCCCAAAAGCAACAGCAGCAAAAGCAAUGGAAUUUCUUACAAAGAACAGCAGCUAUGGCUUUAGAUGCUGUUGAAACUGCCUUGGUUUCACAUGAACGUCAGCACCCUUUGCCCAAAACAGCUGACCCCAGAGUCCAAAUCUCUGGCAACUUCGCUCCGGUACCGGAACAGCCCGUCGUUCACAAUUUACCGGUCACCGGGGAAAUCCCAGAUAGCAUUCAAGGUGUUUAUCUAAGAAACGGAGCCAAUCCACUGCACGAGCCAGUAGCUGGUCACCAUUUUUUCGAUGGUGAUGGCAUGGUUCAUGCUGUUCAAUUCAACAAGGGCUCAGUCAGCUAUUCUAGCAGAUUCACUGAGACUAAUAGGCUAGUUCAAGAACGUGACUUGGGACGUCCUUUAUUCCCAAAAGCCAUAGGUGAGCUACAUGGUCAUUCAGGCAUAGCUAGACUCUUGCUUUUUUAUGCCCGUGGAGCUUUUGGUAUUGUUGAUCCUAGCCAUGGAACUGGUGUUGCAAACGCUGGUCUUGUUUACUUUGAUGGUCACUUACUUGCAAUGUCUGAAGAUGAUUUGCCAUACCAUGUUCGUGUACUGCCCUCUGGUGACCUUAAGACAGUUGGUCGUUAUGAUUUUGAUGGUCAGCUUAAGACAACAAUGAUUGCUCAUCCAAAAGUUGAUCCAGUUUCAGGUGAAUUGUUUGCACUUAGUUAUGAUGUUGUUCAAAAGCCUUACCUCAAGUACUUCAGAUUCUCCCCGGAUGGAAAAAAGUCACCUGAUGUUGAAAUCUCACUUGAUCAACCUACUAUGAUGCAUGAUUUUGCAAUCACAGAGAGGUUUGUUGUGGUUCCUGAUCAGCAAGUUGUGUUCAAAUUGCCUGAAAUGAUUCGGGGAGGGUCUCCGGUGAUUUAUGACAAGAAUAAGAUGGCAAGGUUUGGGAUUUUGGACAAGAAUGCCACUGAUGCUUCCAAUAUGAGGUGGAUUGAAACACCUGACUGUUUCUGUUUCCAUCUUUGGAACGCUUGGGAGGAGCCUGAGACUGAUGAGGUUGUUGUGAUUGGAUCAUGUAUGACCCCACCAGACUCCAUUUUCAAUGAAUGUGAUGAGAGUUUGAAAAGUGUGUUAUCAGAAAUUAGGCUCAAUUUGAAGACUGGCAAGUCAACUCGCCGUCCAAUCAUGUCUGAAGCUGAUCAGGUCAAUUUAGAAGCUGGAAUGGUGAACCGGAACUUGCUCGGUCGAAAGACCCGGUUCGCUUACUUAGCACUUGCUGAGCCAUGGCCUAAGGUUUCAGGUUUUGCUAAGGUAGACCUCUCAACUGGGGAGGUACACAAGCACACUUACGGAGACCAGAAAUUUGGCGGAGAGCCCUUGUUUCUUCCACGAGACCCCAAUUCGGAGAGGGAAGAUGACGGGUACAUUUUAGCUUUCGUGCAUGAUGAGAAGGAGUGGAAAUCGGAGCUACAAAUUGUGAAUGCAAUGAAUUUAAAGUUAGAAGCCACAGUUAAGAUUCCAUCUAGAGUUCCAUAUGGUUUUCAUGGCACAUUUAUUGGUGCCAAGGAUUUGGAGAAGCAGGCCUAGCUGGGAUGGUAUAGCCUGGUGUCCUGUAUCUAGUUUUUUUGUUGGCAGAUUAGAGAGAGGAGAUUUUUCCAGAGGGAUGCUUGCAGAUACGUCCCCGGAAUCUCCUUCUCUAUACAGUAUCAUCAACAACCCUGUUGCUGGGUUAUGUUUCAGCUUUUUUUCUUUGGUUAUUUUAGAGUGAGAGGUUUUGAGGGACCAGCUUGUAGCUUUUGGGUGUAGGUAGAUGCGGAGCUCAGCUGGUCGUCUUCUUAUUCUUUCACUCUAUUAUGUACAUGAAAAGAAAAAAAAGGAGAGGUAUUGUGUAUUUAAAACAGCAUAUGUAUCGAAUCUCCUUCCCCCUGUUAAUGUAGAUCUCUGUUCUCUCUGUUUCA